Molecule: messenger RNA, 2837 nt
Organism: Macadamia integrifolia
Lineage: Eukaryota; Viridiplantae; Streptophyta; Magnoliopsida; Proteales; Proteaceae
Exons: 8
Coding region: 171-2543 (790 amino acids)
Source: RefSeq, a predicted model, not a curated record
CAUACAUACAUCAUACACACAAGAAUCGAACUGUCCAAGCGCUCUCUCUCUCGACAACUAGUUCCCUUCUUUUAAUUAAGUUCUAUGUACCCAAUUAAUGGAGAGCGGUGGAUCUGCAUGCUUCGCUAUUUAGUUUUCCAACCCGAGGCCUACACUGAGUGUAAUUAACAAUGUCGAAGCAGAGUAAUGGUAUUGGGGUAUCCGACGACGCCUCGAUCAGAAGCCUCAGUGAGUUACCGGACGAUGAAGCUUCCAUUCGAUUCAGUAUUGAUCUGGUCGGCGCAGCCAGAAGACAUCUCUCCUUCUUAAGUAUCGUCGCCGAAUCUCCAUGGCUUCACCACUCUAACACUACCCUCUUCUCCAUUCGAAGGUAUGAAGAGCUGUGGAUGCCCUUUAUCGCUGAUCUCACGGUUGGAUCAACAAAGCCUCAGAUGCUUCUUCCUCCUUUGGACAUUCAAUGGGUCUGGCACUGUCACUCCCUGAAUCCGGCAAAAUACCGGCAAUACUGUGAGUCGAGGUUCUCGAAGUUGGUGGGUUUCCCCAUCAUCUUAGAUGACGAGAACGAAGACUACGCUUUGAAUAGAUGCAGGGAUCUCUGGAUUCUUAGGUACCCAUCGGAGCCUUUUGAGCUCGAAGCUGAAACCACCACCGACAUCGAAGAUUCCCUUGCCAAUUCCGUCACGAACGAGGAUAUCUUCUCCCAAGUUUCUAAGAACAGAUCCUUGUAUUCCAAAUUCUCUGAACCUUACAUGUUCGAAAUCGUUUAUUUGAUCGCAGCAAGGCAAAGAUACAAAGGGCUUUUGUAUCUUCUGCAGAGAUUGGGAGACGGACUCUAUCGAGGAAGUUCAAAUUCACUUAUUGUGCCAACAUCGGAUAUCCUGCUGAUGUGGUUGACUCAUCAGAGUUAUCCAUUGGAGUACGCUGGUGACAUGAAGGAGAUGGAAGGGAACCUAGAGAAGGUUAUAGGGGUUUGGGAUUCCGUCAAUGAAAAGGACAUGAAAGCCACAAAGGAGCUGUGGGAGAGAACGUUUGGCCAGCCAUACGAGAAAGCAGGAGCUACCCUGGAUCGAACUCUCUCUACCAAAUCGCUGGUUUAUUGGGAAAUCUCAAACUAUGAUAUCAACAAGAAAUACAAGUCCAUGGAACCCAGGUUCUUGUUGGAGGUAUGCGUUUUUGUGGGGUCGAAAGUCAGAGUCAACGAAAUGGAGAAAGUGACGAAGCAGGAGUUCCUUCGUCUCUGCAGCAUUAAAUGUCAUAAGGAGCUGAGGAUCGACAAGCCAAUCGUCGACGGUGGCUCGUGGAGGAGGACAUGGCAUCUUUACUGCGAGUUUGGGACGAGAGGUGUGGUCAUCGAACGCCGCCGGCGUGGCGGGGUUUUCUUCAGAAGAACAAGUACCCUUAUUGACAAAGUAGUAUUCCCGUGGAACGACUUACUCCGAGCUCCCUCUCUUACUCUGGCGAACGAAAUGGAGCAGCAAACGGAACAGUUGUGCCUGACGGUGGUGGCCUCCAUUACUCCCCCCGUGCAAGCACCUUACCUGUUGAAGUGCGUCCCUGACAGAGUCACCGACGACUCAGGCGCCAUGAUUUCGGACGUGAUACUUAGGAUGAACAGUUAUCAUCCACAGGAAGGACGGUGGUUGUCUCGCACCGUGCUCGACCAUGCCGGCCGGGAAUGCUUCGUUAUCAGAAUCAGAAUGGCCGGAGGAUUUUGGAGAAGAGGAGGAGAAACGCCGACGGCGGUGAAAAGGCAGGAUAGGAUCAUAGAGAUACGUGAAGGUUCUUGGAAGUACAUCGCCGGUUCCAUCGGUACCGCUCCCGAUAAAGUGGUGGGAACUGCAACGCCGGUAGAAGAAGAAUCGGGAGCGAGGAAGGCUUCCUGGUAUCUCUCCACGGGAGACGAGUUAACGAUACAAUGGGAUUCCUCAUCAUCCUCACUGGAUCUUUCCUUCCGCCUUGAAAACAAUAACCCCCUUGAGCCAUCCGAAAAGGUGAGGUUGCUAAGAGGUAGGAAGAUGCAGUAUCGAGUAUCAAAGAGAAAUCAGGUCCAUGUCCAGAAUAAGGAUCAGGAGGAGGACGGCGUCCACGAAUCAGGAGGAGAAGAAGAAGAAGAAGAAGAAGAAGAAGAAGGUUUUGUGACAGUAGUUCGAUUUACGCCGGACAACCCAAAUGGGAGAGCUACGGCUUUGUUGAAUUGGAAGUUACUGGUGGUGGAGUUGUUGCCAGAAGAGGAUGCGGUGCUGGUGUUGCUUUUGUGCAUGACGAUACUCUGGAGCGUAUCAGAGAUGACAAGGGAAGACAUUGGGGGACUUUUGAUCAGGAGGAGACUGAAAGAAGCUAAGCUUGGAACCAGAGAUUGGGGCUCUGUUAUGCUUCACCCCUGGUGUACUUCUUCUCCUUCGCUUCAUUCGCCUUAUCUUCUUCCUUGGUAUUGGAAUGCCAGGGCUGUAAUGGCCUCAGCUGAUGAGGAUCCUGCAUCGAGGUUUAAUUACUCCCCUGCCGAAGGUGGUGAUAAGCUCUAUAAGCGAGAAAUUUUGUUCUAGUACAUAUCCAUAUACUCUCCCCCCUCAAGGGUAAAAAGAAGAAGAGACACAGAAUGUGAAAGGGGAAGCCAAGUAAAAAAAAAAUUUUCUUGGUACUUGCUUCUUUUAUAGCUCCUCUCUUGGCAGAAGUAAAUAAGUAAUGUUAUUUUUCUCUCAAUAUUAGAUACAAAAAAUGGGAAAGAUAAUAAUCUAGCUGCAAUUUGGAACAUGGUUGGAAAAUCAGGGUUUUUGAUUGACUCGAUUUGAAUCAAACUAGACCAUGGAGAAUUAUGUUAGUGGUGGGAUUCCGUCUUU